AUGGACGUUUUUGUUGAUGGUGAAUUAGAGUCUCUCUUGUGGAUGUUCAAUGCUGAUCAAUGUUCAUCAUCUGAGGAGGACCGACCGAGAGAUGAGAUUCUCAGUUUCUCUAGCCUUUACAAUGAUCAUCUUCAUGAUCAUCACCAGAACAAUGUCUUGUCUUCUGAUGAUCACCAUGCUCUCUUUGAUAUGUUCCCACCUGGCGCAACGCAUGGAGGGAAUCUUCCGACCAUGUUUGAUUCUGGAGAUCAAAACUACCUCCAAGAAACGGCAACGCGCAAGAGGAAACCACUUCAGGAACUAGUCAAAGCUAAGAAAAAGCAGAGGGUAAACCCGCAAAACAAUUCAGUCGACACUAACUGGAGAAAUGGUCAGAGUAUAAUCAACAAUUCAGUUGAUGAGAAAUCUUCAGUCACAAGUGUUAGAGGCAAAACAAGAGCCACCAAAGGACAAGCUACUGAUCCUCAAAGCCUCUAUGCUCGGAAACGAAGAGAGAGGAUUAACGAAAGGCUCAGGGAGCUGCAAAACCUUAUACCAAACGGGACAAAAAUUGAUAUAAGCACAAUGCUCGAAGAAGCCGUGAAUUACGUGAAGUUCUUGCAGCUUCAAAUUAAGUUGUUGAGCUCGGAUGAUCUAUGGAUGUAUGCACCAUUGGCUUACAACGGACUCGACAUAGGAUUCGAUCACAACCUUUUGUCUCAGCUAAUGUGA
Messenger RNA from Eruca vesicaria subsp. sativa (arugula), 711 nucleotides. The record is from the annotation of a GenBank genome assembly. Lineage: Eukaryota; Viridiplantae; Streptophyta; Magnoliopsida; Brassicales; Brassicaceae.